Molecule: messenger RNA, 1897 nt
Organism: Ectocarpus siliculosus
Lineage: Eukaryota; Phaeophyceae; Ectocarpales; Ectocarpaceae
Source: the annotation of a GenBank genome assembly
AUGUCUGCGUUCGGAGAGCCGAAGACGGAAAAGCUGCUCAAGAAGAGCCCCGAGGAUUGGGUGGUGUACAACGCGCGGAACAUGUCGCGCAUCUACCCCGCGGGGUCGAGAGUGGACUCCUCCAAUUACGACCCCGUGCCUAGCUGGAACGUCGGCAGCCAGAUCGUGGCGCUGAACUACCAGACCUCGGGCACCCCGAUGCGGCUCAAUGACGGCAAGUUCCGCGACAACGGGGAGUGCGGUUACCUCCUCAAGCCGGAGUGCUUGCGGACCGGCUCGCCGUUUCACCCGGAGCAUGGCCCGUUCCCUCCGGGGGGCGUCACGCUCACCGUGCAGGUGGUGAGCGGGCGGCAGCUGCCCAAACCCGGGGGGGCGCAGCAGGGCGAGAUCAUAGACCCCUACGUCGUCGUCUCCGUCAACGGCCUCCCUAGUGACUGCAAGAAGGCCAAGAGCACCAAGGUCAUCCAGGACAACGGUUUCAAUCCCAUCUGGAACGAAACCAGCACCUUUGAGAUCACGAUGCCCGAGGUGGCGUUGUUGAUGUUCACUGUGAUGGACAAGGACGUGAACAAGGACGAUUUCAUAGCCCAGACGGUCUUGCCGGUGAAGAACGUCAGGAAGGGCUACCGCUCCCUCCGACUCUACAGCAGCAGCGGCACGCAGCACGGAGAUUUCGAGCACUCGUCGCUCUUGUGCCGUUUCGCCAUCACUCCGACGUGAUGAUAGUAUGAUAGUAGCCGUGGCCGGCCAACCUCUAACGAUACUCUUUUGUGCCGGUUCAAUGAACCGCUCGGUGACGUAAAGGCCGCGUUGUGCCGGUUCACCUUCAUUUGGAGGGACCAAGGGGAUGUGGGUAACUAAGCGCGGAGUAGAUUGAAUGUAUUCUAGACAGGGUGAACAUUCAAUACAUGUAAAUGGUUAUUUUGCGGUCCAGGAGGGACUGCUGGCUGCGGUGGUGAUGGGCGCGCGAUGUAAAAGUAUGGACCGUCGCAUUUUGGGGGCUCUCCUUGUGUAACCCCCCCCUUCGCCUUCUAACGAUGGUUGUAUCAUGGAUUGUUGUGGUCCAGCCUGUGAGGGAGCGAUUUGGCCCGCAGCGUAGCCACCUUGUAGGUUGGCGUUUAUUGCCUAUUGUUACGACGAAAGCCAGGCAGAGAUAAGUAGAGGGGUAAAAAGAGGAACGCCGCUUGUGGCGGUGCGUGCAGCUUGGCUGGACUCGAUUUUGUUUAAGGGCAACAUCUGGCAGUCGGUGCCCUAGAGAUUUUUGGCCCUCCUUUCAUUCAUGUUGCUGUCUGGCUGUCUGGCUGUUCCUUCAAGUGCUGGAAGUUGGAAAAGUUAUCGUGUUGGUUUCGUGACUAUCAAAACGAACCGCGUACCCCAGACGGAAGGCGCGAGUUCGGUGUGCUGGCUGUGCCCUCGUGGAGCCAAUCGGUCUGAUUUUGUUGCUGGAGGGUGCCAAGCAAAGCUGAGAUGCCUCAGGAAUGAAAUGCAUACUUGGGUGUCGUGGCCAAUGAUUGGACCGGAAAAAAAUUCUUUGUGCCCUCGUGGUUUAUGGCAGGAGAGGCCGCGCAAUGAAUGAAGGAAUGAUUGUGAUGCCAACGUUGCUGUCUGUUGUAGACGUUGUUGUUGUUGUUGUUGUUGUUGUUGUUGUUGUUGUUGUCGUCUUCGUCGUUGUCACUAUUGUAGUUGUCGUUGUCGUAGUUGUAGAUCGCUCUUCGACGGAAGACACAGUAUAAUGCGUGUCGGGGCUGCUGGUGCGUGCAAUAGUAGCGGCAGCAAACAAGAACCUCGAACGUAUCAAAGCGUCUUCAUGCGUAAUGUUGUGUAAUAGGUGCCCGAUGCCUGCGGCACUGUUCCACUUGGGUUCAUACUCAACAGUUCAUAUACCUUAUUGUACCCG